AUGGCAACUCCCUCCUCCUCCAAAAAGGUCUCAAUUGACGAUGCGAUCGAUUGGCUUGCAGUUCAAAGAAAGUAUUCCGAUAGACAAUCAGCAAAAGUGGUAGAAUAUGGAGAAUUGGUAAUCGAAAAUAGUAAUAUUGCCAAAAAAUUAGGUGAUGAACAAUGGUCAUUCUUGGAACAAGUCGCCCUUGCUUCACUCGAUGUAGGAAAUUUGGAUUUGGCUGGUCUUUGUAUCGCUAGACUAGAUACUCGAUUUCCCGAUUCAGCCCGGGCUGCAGCAUUGCAAGGAAUGUUACUCGAAGCUCGAGGAGAGUACGAGAAAGCGUUCGCUUUAUACGAUGCGCUACUGAGCAAAGAUGAAUCAAAUCAGAUCAUCGUGAAAAGGCUCGUGUCUGUAUUGAAAUGCAUGGAACAAAAGGACGGAAUCUCUGGACCAGCAGCAGCGAUUCAAUCUCUGAACAAAUACUUGGAUACCUAUUACAACGAUGCAGAAGCAUGGCAAGAAUUGGCAUCUUUGUAUCUAUCACAAAAUCUGUAUUCCCAAGCAGCUUUUGCGUUAGAAGAGUUGAUCCUAUUGGCACCUUCCAACACAUUCUUCGUUUUGCAAUACGCUGAAGUUUUGGCUACGAUGGACGAUCUUCCGAUGGCAUACAAGCAAUAUCUCAGAGUGUUGGAAAUGUGCGGAACGGAAGCACUGGAAGUGGAUCAACAACAUCCUAACCGACAAGGGCCUUGGGCUCGUGCUCUUUGGGGUUUGAAAUCCGUCACGACAAAGUUGAUCGCAAGACAAAGACAGACUAUCAGUUCUACACCAAAAGGGGGAGCAAGCAAAGGGGGAAGCAACAUCAGAUCGACAACUGCUAUUGGCGAUGAAAAGGUAGAAAAAGUUGAAGCGGUUGAUGCAAUGGUUACGGAUUUGUUACUGAACAAAGCAUAUGCUGGUUCCAACCUUGGUCUCAAAGCAACAAGAGAUGCCGCUCGUAAAGUUCUGUCAGCGUAGAGGUUAUUCAAAAUGAAAUGCCGAUAGACUUUAAAUGCUUUGGGACAGAUCUAGUAGAGAUACAUGGUAGUACAAAGUUGUGGUGUAUGUGUUGAACAUGGCAGGGAGGGUGAAUUUCAGAUUUAAAGUUCAAUGUCGACCAGGCUAUGUGUGAAAGGGGAAGUGCUGUCAGUAUAUUGUGUCUUUCUUAUAUAUCUCGAUCGUUCACUCACCUGUAUGCUGGUGCAUCGAGCUUAGCGGCACCAUUCAAGUUGGAGCCACCGACGAUGAAGAGGUAUUCCAAUGUCUUUGC
This is a messenger RNA of Meira miltonrushii, 1291 nucleotides long. RefSeq names its product TPR-like protein. Gene Ontology annotation, molecular function: protein binding. The record is from RefSeq and is a predicted model, not a curated record. The transcript has 2 exons. Bases 1 to 999 code for a protein of 332 amino acids. Gene Ontology annotation, cellular component: EMC complex. NCBI's taxonomy places the organism in Eukaryota, Fungi, Basidiomycota, Exobasidiomycetes, Exobasidiales, Brachybasidiaceae. Gene Ontology annotation, biological process: protein folding in endoplasmic reticulum.